This is a messenger RNA of Phytophthora sojae, 649 nucleotides long. RefSeq names its product elicitin (gene SOL11A). The record is from RefSeq and is a predicted model, not a curated record. Gene Ontology annotation, cellular component: extracellular region. Bases 23 to 595 code for a protein of 190 amino acids. NCBI's taxonomy places the organism in Eukaryota, Oomycota, Peronosporomycetes, Peronosporales, Peronosporaceae. The transcript has a single exon.
CCCGCUCUAUCGCUCCAUCACCAUGGUCUCUCCCCACUUCGCUCUCGCCGUCGCCUCGACGCUGCUGGUCGCGUCGACGGUCUCCGCCGACGACGAGUGCUCGGCCAGCGUAAGCGAGUCCGUGAUCGUCAAGAUCGACAACAGCUCGUACUACGACACGUGCGCCGUGGCGGACGAGGGCGCCGACGUGACCUUCAACGUCUCGACGCUGUUCGAUGUACUCAACUUCACCGAGUCCGAGUUCAUCCUGUUCUGCAACUCGUCCACGUGCCUCGAGCCCGUGCACGAAAUGGUUCACUCGAUUCCGACGGACUGCCUGAUCCUGUACGAAGGCACCGAGCGCAACCUGUCGGAGGAGGUGACCGCGCUGCACGACGAGUGCCACAAGGCCCUUGGCACGGACGACGACGACGACGACACCACCGACAGCGACGACAUGUCCAUGAGCAUGACCAUGUCCAUGAGCGGAAUGGACAUGGGAGGCACCAGCUCGAGCUCCAAGGCGAGCUCCAGCUCCAGCGCGGCGUCGACUGUCACGAACGCCUUCGUCGCGGCUGCGGUCGCCGGAUGCGCCACGCUCGCGGCUCUGCUUUAGACCCACAACGAUAGCUUAGACUGACCAACUCCAAGCGUAUCAAAUAUAAACGAU